Capsella rubella is the source of this 597-nucleotide messenger RNA. RefSeq lists its product as uncharacterized. Lineage: Eukaryota; Viridiplantae; Streptophyta; Magnoliopsida; Brassicales; Brassicaceae. The record is from RefSeq and is a predicted model, not a curated record. The coding region runs from base 16 to 492 and encodes 158 amino acids. The transcript has a single exon.
AAAAGAGAGAUUUCAAUGGUGACAGAAGCCAUGAAAGCCAAGGCAGAGGUGUACCAUGGAGACAAGACAUGCAGAGAGAAGUUCGGUUCGCUUCUAUCCGAAAUCGGUGUACCAAACUGGCUCCUUAGUAACAAGGAGAUCGAGGAAUGUGGUUACGUGAAGGACACGGGUUUCGUGUGGCUAAAGCACAAGAACAAGAAGAAGAAUAAAGAAGAUCAGAAGAAAAGGAGAUAUGAUGAUGAUGGUCAAGACUUGUUUAGAUUCGAUAACGUUGUUGUAUGUUUCGAAGAUGAAGUCACUGCGUUUUUGGAGCCGAACAAAAUCAAGAAACUCACUGGGGUUAAGGCUAAAGAUUUCGUGGUCUGGAUCUCGCUCGGUGAGAUUCAUGUGAACCGGUCUACUAGUUUGAUUACGUUUAAGACACAGGUCGGUUUAUUGUCUAAGUCAUUGCCUUUGUCGGUGUUUGAAGACGUUCAUGGUCAUGAUGCAUGAUGCAUGAUGCAUGAUCUUAAUGAGAAGCCAACAAAGGUUCAACAAAAAUUCAACAAGAUUAAAAAGAAAAACAUAAGAAAUCAACUGCAUAUUAAUUCUUUAAUG